This is a messenger RNA of Lytechinus pictus (painted urchin), 995 nucleotides long. RefSeq lists its product as uncharacterized. The record is from RefSeq and is a predicted model, not a curated record. Lineage: Eukaryota; Metazoa; Echinodermata; Echinoidea; Temnopleuroida; Toxopneustidae. Bases 62 to 433 code for a protein of 123 amino acids. The transcript is spliced from 2 exons. Gene Ontology annotation, molecular function: copper ion binding; oxidoreductase activity.
UUAUUGGAUAAACGAUCUUGAUCAUCCAUGUUUACGGGAAUGCAAGGACGGUCAUGAGCCGAUGACGUGCGAGUAUGACUGGACCGUGGAAUCGUACUACUCCAUGUCACGUGCCUGCUACCAAUGUCCGUUCAACGAGUUCGAUUGCCAUCGGCCUCACUGCAUACCCAUGGCCGGUUACGCUAGACCCGUCUACUCGGUUAACCGUCGACUACCUGGACCGAGUAUUCAGGUUUGCGAAGAUGAUAUCAUCAAGGUCCAUGUGCACAACCGGAUGCAGAACGAGGAAGGGGAAUCUGUACACUGGCACGGGUUUCAUAUGAGGGGCACACAGUACAUGGAUGGGGUGUCAAGGGUGACCCAGUGUCCCAUCAAUGCCGCCCAUGACUUCACCUACAAGUUCACAGCAACCCAACCAGGUAUGCUAGUAUAAUCCUCUCUAUUCAGGAAGGGGGGUGGUGGUGCAGGAUUUCAUAAAAAAAUGAGGAGGCGGGGCAGCUUGUCCCUCGCAAUGACAAUCAAGAUCCAAAACGCGAGUAAAUUCGAACGCGGCGCGACGCCCACAUUACAGUGGCGUAAUGAGCGAAAUUUUUUAGGGGGCCAGAUAUGGCGUAUUGGGCAAAAUUUAUUUUUUUUAAAGUUUUUUCAAGUGAGCAAGGCGACCGAGCAAAAAUGUGGAUAUCUUUAUUACAAAAAUCAAAUUUUGUGAUAAAAAUUGACAUAAUAAAAAACGAAUAUAUUUCACUCUUUUUUCCCUUCUCUCUUUUGUCUUCUUGGACGUAAUUUUUUUUGGGGGAGGGGGGCAAGCGCCCCAAGCAAAGGCCCCAAGCCCCCUUUCUGUACGCCCCUGCCACAUAAUGCACCCAUACACACACAGCCCUCCCCCACACUCAGCACCACUUCAUUACUUUUCCGAGGAUCCAAAUCAACCAGCCACUUAAUAGUUUAUACUCAUUUUUUAAAGAAAAAACUAUACUAUCUUUUCUAAGAUCCUG